GGAGCGCGCCGCCCUCGGGGGCAGCCGCAAGAUGCCGAGCGCGCAGCGCGGCGGCCCCGGAGCGCUGCCCACGCCACUCGGGCCCGCUGGAUCGAGGCUGCGGUUUCGAGGCGAAAAAGCGACACAAUAAGCGUGGAUCCGUCCACCGAACCGGCGCGGCAGCUAGUGACGCCUUUCUCCACGGCGCCCUCUAGCGGUUGGUCUGCAGAAGCGCCCUUCGCGGGUUCCUGGGGACCCCGCGUGCGUGCGCGAUGGGUUCCACCAGCAUCCCGCUGGUCAAGGCCCUCCGCAGCUCCGUCUCGGACUAUGUCAACUAUGACAUCAUCGUCCGGCAUUACAACUACACGGGAAAGCUGAACAUCAGCGCAGAGAAGGAGAAUGGCAUUAAGCGGACCUCGGUGGUGUUCAUCCUCAUCUGUUGCUUCAUCAUCCUGGAGAACAUCUUCGUUUUGCUGACCAUUUGGAAAACCAAGAAGUUUCACCGACCCAUGUACUACUUCAUUGGCAACCUGGCCCUCUCAGACCUCUUGGCGGGAGUGGCCUACAUAGCCAAUCUGCUCUUGUCUGGGGCUACCACGUACAAGCUCACACCCGCCCAGUGGUUUCUGCGCGAAGGGAGCAUGUUCGUGGCGCUGUCGGCCUCUGUCUUCAGCCUCCUGGCCAUCGCCAUCGAACGCUAUAUCACCAUGCUGAAGAUGAAACUGCACAACGGCAGCAACAGCUUCCGCUCCUUCCUGCUCAUCAGUGCCUGCUGGGUCAUCUCCCUCAUCUUGGGGGGCCUGCCCAUCAUGGGUUGGAACUGCAUCGGGGCGCUGCCCAGCUGCUCCACCGUGCUUCCCCUCUACCACAAGCACUAUAUCCUCUUCUGCACCACCGUCUUCACUCUGCUCCUGCUCUCCAUCGUCAUUCUCUACUGCAGGAUUUACUCCCUGGUCAGGACUCGGAGCCGACGCCUGACUUUCCGCAAGAACAUUUCCAAGGCCAGCCGCAGCUCGGAGAAGUCCCUGGCCCUGCUCAAGACCGUCAUCAUCGUCCUGAGCGUCUUCAUCGCCUGCUGGGCCCCGCUCUUCAUCCUGCUUCUGCUGGAUGUGGGCUGCAAGGUGAAGACAUGUGACAUCCUUUUCAAAGCCGAGUACUUCCUGGUGUUGGCCGUGCUCAACUCGGCCACCAACCCCAUCAUUUACACGCUGACCAACAAGGAGAUGCGCAGGGCUUUCACUCGUAUCAUGUCGUGCUGCAAGUGCCCCAGCGGGGACUCCACAGGCAAAUUCAAGCGCCCCAUCAUUGCCGGCGUGGAAUUCAGCCGCAGUAAGUCGGACAAUUCCUCCCAUCCGCAGAAGGACGAUGGGGACAACCCAGAGACCAUCAUGUCUUCUGGCAACGUCAACUCAUCUUCCUAAAAUCGAAAGCUGCUGAGGUCACCGACCACCAGUGUUUGGAGAAACAAAGUUUCCACAGCUGCCUAAGAGCCAAGGGAGCUGUUGGAACCGGCCUGGUGGUCGUGGGUGUUGGUGGCUUGAGUGAGUUCCGGUGAACAAUGCCCUGGGAAGGGUGGAGAUCAGGUCCUGGCCCGGAGUCUAUUUCCUCCUCCCUGGAGUUUUGAUUUUUGCACUGAGCCAAAGGUCUAGCAUUGUCAAGCUCCCGAAGGGUUGUUCAUUCGGCUGCUCCUCAUAGACCAGUGUUCGGUCCCCGAUAUGAAAGCUCCCUGGAGCUUUGAGGAGGUGUUUUCUUUCACUUUAGUUUCCAAGCCAACUGUGUACUUCGCUCACGUAGGUAUGCGCUCCCUGGCCCACCCUCCUUUGCCUUUCACAUCCGUCCUCGAAGUUCUUUUACUUUUUAUCUUAACUCCCUGACCUUCAUCAGAGCUGGAGGCGGUAGGACGGACCUUUUCUCGAUCAAUUGAUCAGCCAUCAGGUUGGGUUCAGUAGAUCAAGUUUUCAGCAUGUAGGUAGACCAUGAGGAGAUAGAGAUGGAUUGGGGAUGUAAAGCAGUUUCAUUUGCCUAGGCCAAAGUUUCUCUGAGCUGCAUCAGUGUUUGGGACCUAUUGGAAUCACUUUAAUUUUGCUCCCUGCCGCUCAACCCCCCCCCCCCCCACCUUGACAAUGAAAUUUGUUACAGUAUGAUUUGUGGUUGAAAUCUGAGUAAAAAAAGUCCAAGAUCUCUACCUGUUGGUAGCUAGAAACCUUAGUAUCCUAGGGGAAAGUAAACAAAAACAAAGUCAAAACUGGUCAGAAUUGUCUUCUACAAACCAAGAGACAUUUUUUUUAAUGACGUCACCUAACAAAUGCAUAUGUCUUUGGCACUUUCCUUGAUGUUUAUUUCAGAGUGUUGUGUGGUUCAUUUCAGCCGGUGGGAUGGUUGUAUUUUGUUCUGUUAAAAGUAUUUUUCAUGAUUUUUGAAUGUAUUUGUUUCAGCAGAGAUGACUUUUUUGGAUUUUUUUCUAACCUGUGUUAACACCCGUUGAAUGUGUAUUUUAUACCACCCUCUUGUGCCCUCUAAAGCAUUACUUUAACUGAUACAGAACUUCAGAAGUUUUUCAGUACAGUUACUCAUUUAAUAGCUAAUUGAGGAUGUGUAUAAAUAUCACAAGGAAUAAAAUUAUGUCUCUGUCUCUUUCGUAGGGUUUUCAGUGCAAUUAAACUGAGAAAUUACUUUUUUUUAAAAAAAAAAUAGUAUUUAAUGGGUUCUUUCCUGACUGACGUGGAUCAUUUUGCACAUAGCUUUAUCAACUUUUAAACAUUAAUAAACUGAUUUUUUAAA
This is a messenger RNA of Sorex fumeus (smoky shrew), 2760 nucleotides long. It is a transcript of the gene S1PR1, whose product is annotated as sphingosine-1-phosphate receptor 1. Bases 252 to 1400 code for a protein of 382 amino acids. NCBI's taxonomy places the organism in Eukaryota, Metazoa, Chordata, Mammalia, Eulipotyphla, Soricidae. The record is from RefSeq and is a predicted model, not a curated record. Gene Ontology annotation, cellular component: membrane. Gene Ontology annotation, molecular function: sphingosine-1-phosphate receptor activity. The transcript is spliced from 2 exons. Gene Ontology annotation, biological process: angiogenesis; sphingosine-1-phosphate receptor signaling pathway.